Molecule: messenger RNA, 1884 nt
Organism: Chelonoidis abingdonii (Abingdon island giant tortoise)
Lineage: Eukaryota; Metazoa; Chordata; Testudines; Testudinidae
Source: RefSeq, a predicted model, not a curated record
GCACCACACAGGAGGGAACCGGCCCUGACAACGACUUCAACAUCCAAGAUUUGCAUUGAGCUAAAUCUUCACAACUGCACAAAAUUGGGGUUUUUAUUCAGACAAUGGGGGUUGCCGACGACAAUUAUUUAAUGGCACUAGACGUUCAGAUGCAAAAAGCUCAAGCUUUCUAACCGGUACAACCCAAAUGGUCAAUGUCACAUAUCGAAAUACACAAAGGAAACAGCCUUAAAUCAAACUCCUGCCUCCUCAGGCAGCGCUCUGCCGCGCUGUACGUUUCACUGAUCAUCGGCGGAAAGACUUUUUAUCAGUUUGUGCAUGUACUGUGUGAAAUCAACAUUUACUGAUACCAAUCUGCUCCUCCCAAGCCCAUGCAUAGAUAAGCAUGGUGGGCGGUUGCACAAGCGUAUGUGUUAUGAGAAAUAUCUUUGGAUUGACGGGGUGGGAGUGCAUGUUACGUGAAAUACAUGUUAGGAAAGAUGCAUGACGAGAAGCUGCAGUGUACAGACAGCGAGAUGUGGAUCUGUGCACAGAUAGAGAAGUCUGCCCUGCUUCUGGCUGAGGAGCCCCUGGACCCCAAAUGUUUCACGCGCUGCCUGGAGGACCUGACCUGCUUCUGGGAGAGCAGCAGCCCCCCAAGUGCCACCGAAUACGGCUUCUUCUACGUCGUGGAGGGGGACGCCCCACAGCGCUGCAACGUGAGCGUGGCCCGGACGCCCUGGAACAGCACCCGCUUCAGCUGUAUCUUCCCCCCCCAGGACACCCCGUCCUUCACCCCCCUGCACGUCGGCGCCUUUGCUGGCAACAGCAGCAACGUCAUCCACUCCCGCACCAUCAUGAUCAACCAAGUGGGUCGACAUCCCCGACGUGCCGCACCGGAGUGCCCAUCCUCAACCUGCCGGGGCUGGACCAGCUACACCUGGCCGUGCGCGUCAGGCCCGACGGCGUCAGCUACAGCGGCUACUGGAGCGCCUGGUCGGCGCCGUCCUCUGUGGUGACGCCCCACGAUCUGGACCCCCUGAUCCUGUCCCUGUCGCUCAUCCUGGUGCUCAUCCUGGUGCUCCUGGCCCUCUUUGCCCUUCUCACCCACCGCAGGUUUUUGAAGAAGAAGCUGUGGCCGGUGAUUCCCAGCCCGGAGCACAAAUUCGAGGGGCUUUUCACCCUCUACAAGGGAAACUUCCAGCUCUGGCUGGGACAAAGGAACACCUACCCGUGGUGGAGCGCGAACCCUGGCUACUUGGAGGAGCAGCCCACCACGCUGGAGGUGCUAUCUGAGGGCCGUGAAUCCAAGGCAGAGGGGCCGGUGCCCCCUCUGCCCCCCAAAGCCCAGGGCUUGGUCCUGCCCACCCGCCCUGAGCCGCCCGUGGAGCCCCAGGAUGACUACCUGGUGCUGGAUGAACAGCUGAUGCCAUGCAGCCUGGGUGAGGACUCUCUGCUCCUGCCAGAUGCCCAAAGCAGUGCGGGCUCUGAAAGCCCCCCUGCCAUGGGGCAGGAGCUGGGCCCUCCGGGGGCUACACUGGAGCCUGUCCCAGAGGAGCGGGUCUCGUCCUCCUCCAGCUUCGAGUACACUGUCUUCGACCCCAGUUCGCAGCUGCUGGCACCCUGUGGGCACCAGCGCCCGCUCAAAUACAGCUACCUGCUGGUGUCCGACUCAGGGAUCUCCACUGACUACAGCCCCCUGGGCACCAGCACCCACCAGCCCAAUCUCUACACCAACUUGUGCCAGGAUGGGUGCCAGGCCCAGCCCUUCCCUGCCAGCUAUAUGGUAUGCUCAUAGUGCUGGCGGACGGGCAGGGGACUGCGGGCCUGGAGAACAGAGGUGGAACCCCAUGUCUGCUGGACGUGGCGGAAACGCCUUCCUGGCAGGACGUAGCGGGGACCCCG